Plenodomus lingam JN3 is the source of this 1050-nucleotide messenger RNA. The record is from RefSeq and is a predicted model, not a curated record. NCBI's taxonomy places the organism in Eukaryota, Fungi, Ascomycota, Dothideomycetes, Pleosporales, Leptosphaeriaceae.
AUGGCUUUCCUCAAGUCAGAACUCGCCGUCUUCUCCAAUGCGAAGAACUACCGUCGUGAUCCGCUCGUUCCCCUCGUUGUCCCUACGGUCAACCUCCCACAUCUCGACGUGAUCAAGCACCAGCGACAACACCAUAAGCUAGCAAAGGGAUUCCUCGUCUGCAACUCGAAUUGCGCAGUCAUUGGCAUAGUCAUUCCCUUCGCUGCGCUACAAGACAAGUUUGGCCCUAUUCACCAAGUCUCUGUGGUUACGAUGCAAGCAGUCUCGGGUGCUGGAUAUCCCGGCGUGAGCAGCAUGGACAUCAUCGACAACGUCGUACCGUUUAUCUCGGGUGAAGAGGACAAGCUUGAAACUGAGGCCUCAAAGAUCCUUGGCAGUGUGAACGACGAUAUCACAGGCUUCGUUGAUCAGCCCAUGAAGGUCUCUGCGGCCUGUAAUCGCGUCCCGGUCCUCGACGGCCAUACUGCAUGCGUGUCCUUACGCUUCCAACGUCGCCCGCCACCGAGUGCAGAGGAGGUCAAGCAGGCGAUGCGCGACUACGUCUCUGAGGCGCAAAAGCUCGGCUGCCCAUCUGCGCCUUCCAAGGCGAUUGUGGUCAUGGACGAGCCAGACCGACCUCAGCCAAGGCUGGACAGAGAAACCGACAGAGGGUAUGCCGUCAGUGUAGGACGGAUACGAGAAGACGAGGCCGGCAUCUUUGAUAUCAAAUUUGUCGCUCUUAGUCACAAUAGUGAGUUGGCCAAGCUCAAGCUAGCUAGAACUCUGGAACUAAUCCAUUCCAGCCGUAAUCGGUGCUGCGGGAUCGUCGAUAUUGAACGCAGAAGCAGCAGUUUUGAAAGGGUUUGCAUGAUUUAUAGGAUCUGGAUGUCCCAACCACUGCGACCAGCCCCCUUCCAGGACGCCCUUCAUAGUAUGGUCAACCACAAAUACCAUUGUUUUAGAAUUGUCCCUGACCAUGUAAAUUCAAAACUGGGUCUAGGACAAGGACGAUUGAAUUACACUUGCUCGUGUCGCUCCCAUGUCUGCAAGGGAAGCCUAAAACUUGUUUGA